AUGGCCGAGAAACAAGUGAAACCCGGCGCCGGCGCGGACAGCACUAAAAAGAAUGCAGGCGCCCCCAAGCCUUCCCCGAGAGCGACCCCAGCAACCGUUGUCGACCCAGCCAAGGUGAGAAUCGUCGCCGCCGGCGCGGCAACUGCACCGCCGGCGGCUGCAGGAGGACCGACAGGUAGCAAGAACUCGAGUGCUGGUGCAACAGCAACAGCUACAGCGGCCGCACCCGCCGUCGCAUCCGCCGGUGGCAGUACAACAACUGCAGGCGGUACUAGAACUGCAGCUGUUGCAGCGGCCGCGGGUAGUACAACUGCGCAAGGCAACAAGAACACUACAAAUUCUAAGCCCACGGGUACCCCCAAAGCCUCUCCAAAGGCGUCCCCGAAAGCAGGGGCAGCUGCUGGUGCCGGACCCGGACCACUUUCGCAGGCGGGGAGCGGAAGUGUCGUCGUGAUAAAAGCAGUGGACGCAGCAGCAGAUUCAAAUAAAGGGAUGAGUACUAGUAAACCAUCUCCGAAAGUAGUAGAUUCCAGCAGUACAACUAUCGUUGCCGGUGGAGCUGCAGCAAAGUCGUCUGGUGACAUCACUGCCGCCAAGGUUCCCAUCAAAACAGGGAACAACAAUGCUGGCGCUUCUAAACCCACUCCGAGAGGGGGUGCAGCUGGCGCUUCUGCGGUCGCAGAGCAGACAGGCAGCACCAAGCCCCCCACGACCGCUGGUGGAUCCGCCGCGCAGCCAACAACUUCUAGUACAACCGCAGGGUCUAGUAGUACUACUUUGCCACCGAAAGCGAAGCAGUCGGCCCCGAAACCUAAGCAGGAGAAGAAACUGCAGCCACUGAAGUACACGGAGGAGCGUAUUCAACUGAAUGACGCGGAGAUCUUAUCGAGGAAAAAAACUGAUGUGUAAAAAGGCUGCCUUUGAUGUGCAUGUGUAGUUGCAGAAGAUGCAUAAGUAGAGGUCAGCACAAUGCUCGUCGACAUGCAUCGUUGUAGCCUAGUUCUUUAUUCAUAUGUGUGCUGUUCACAUUCACAUACUAUGAUCUGUGCAUGACUUAUGCGCAACAUCAACAUCAUAUUUCUUGUCACGCUGUGUUCCUCGUGCAAAAGCAAAAGCAAAAAGAGCUGCGCCGACUUCUACAACACAGUUGUUGUUUUCUUGGAUAGAUCUCGAAGUUCGUGGGGCUGAACAUGGUGCGGCAGCCCGAGCCUGUGGUGAAGAUUCAGACCAUGUUCACGAACCUGUUCCGCACCACGGUCCGCAUCUUCGGUGCGGAAGAUCAGGGCGAACAAGGGAUGUUGAACAACGAGGAUGAAAGAGCGUCGAGAAUAAAACAACUACGGCCGGAACACGAGCUGAAGCAGCAGACUGCGAAGCAACAAGUUUUGCAGGCCCUGGAAGCGUAUGAGCAGGUACUGGACGGGCUGCAGUUGGAGCAGCGCAGUUACAUUCACCAGUUGAAAGCUUUGCGUGAAGAGGAAAAGAAGGUCAAGGUGGUCCUUGGGCAACGAUCCGUCGACACGGGGGAGCUGCUACUCGUGGACGACACUGGUAGUAAAAAUGCGGUUGGAGGUGAAAAAAAGGACACGACGAAGGCUACUUUAUCUACGGCAGGAGGUACAACUACCAAGGUACUAUCAAACAACAAGAGUGGCGUGAAGAAGAUGAACAUCGAUGGUACGAGCAGCACGACAAGUGAGGAUGAAGAUGACCACUCCUCUCGCACAACAUCAGCUGCCAAAACGGCGACAACCAAGAAGCUUUUUGGAAAGACGCUCAACGACGUGGUGGACUCCAAGCAAUUCGAUCUGGAAGGUCUUUAUCAAAGGGAAAUUUCGAUCUGGGGUUGGAAGGUUGCAAGUUAAUUUAUCAACAGGCGUGUCCGGCAUUUGAGCAUGACUUGACAAGUCGGCGCUGCUGCUGUCUUGCAUGUUGCUCACGAAAUAGUACUCCAGGAUGAAUCUGUCACCCAAAUUAUAAAACCCAGCUCAUUGUUCUGCGAAAUACCAAUACGCGAGAAGAACAGGUAAUAUGAAUGAGCCACGCAAAAUAAACCUGUGGUCAUGCUUAGCUGUGCAUCGCUACGCGCUUUUUUUGUUUUUUCUGACAAUUAGUUUUUGUCUAAGAAGCUUCAUUGGCACGAUUCCAUCGACGCCAUCACAACUUUCCAGAGGACCCAGACGUAUUUACGUUGCAUAGACUGCUCGGGCACGAACAGGCGAUUGAGGAGUUGAAGGUAAGGCGGUACUAGCAGAUUGAGCUUUCAUCGUCCUACCAGAUCUUGAUAUAAUUGGUCUUGCUCUUGACCUCUUGCCCAUGCAGACGAGGGGCGACCCCCGUUGUUCAUCGUGUGCCGGUGCCCAUCGUCCCUGCAUCGGGAAGAUAUGAUCUACUUCAUGGGAGACCGAGACUUUAUGAUUAUGUUCACUACCUCUACUGUGCAAAAAAAAAAACAGGAAGUAGCAGGGAGCUUGGAAUUCAUCGCUGAAGAGGCGGUUGGGGAAGAUUUAGUAAGCGACAAGAAAAAGAACGCGUUGGAGCAAGCUGGUGGGGAAGUCGAUGCGGGGGCCGCAGGUGAAGAAGUGUCCUCUGAUGACGAGUAUCCACUGCAAAAGUGCUAUGAUCCACCGAUGCUCCUAGUUGUAAAUGUAAUUGAUGCGAGCAAGCGCGACAAAUCUGCUUGUUUUCGACUUGAGUCUGUCUAAAUGACAGACAAACGAAACGGAAACUUCGAUUUUCUUCUUCUAUGAACAAAAUAUGAAUUUGUCAUGCGAUUUACAGCUAGUAGCGCGAAGAUCUUCAUGUUUUUGCAGUGCAUAGCGGGGACGAAAACACUGACGAGCCGAUCGGAGAAACGACGUCUUUACUGGAACUGGCCCACAAAACCAAGAUCAACAUGCUGCAGGAGGAGGUACUUACUCAUUCAAGCUGACUCGUUACAAAUUAAGUUUGGCGUCCCAAAAAUACACGAAGUGUCUGAUCCAAUGCAGCUAAAAACGCGGCCAUUGUUCAUCUUGUACUCUCUUCCUUCCAACAAGGACGAGAUUUUUGUGAAGAUGGGAAAAAUCCCGUUGAGCUCAUUCUGAAGUUCGCGAUUUCGGAGGCCGAAAUAAAUUUUCAUGUAGCCCCCGAUCAUGUUGCAGCAAGCAGCUCUCUUGCUUCGGUACCUCCUGUGCUGGUCCACGUCCAUUACUAUAAUCAUGGUACAACGCUUUCAUCUUGACCUUGUAACUCCACUUUCUUUUACUUCAGGUCCAGACGAUGUUUGAGCAGAAGCGGGAGCGAGAGGAGGAAGAAACGUAUCGGCGGCAGCUGCUCACGACCAAGAUGCCCCGGCAUGAAGCGAAGGAGCAGAUUCAGCAGGUGGAAUCCGAGAUCGAGAACACGAAGAAACUGCGGGAGAAGCACGCCCUCGAAGAGGAGAUGACCUACAAGAAGCUCGAGCAGAUCAGCAGCGAGCUGUCCACGGUGUACACGGAAAUUCGGAAUUUUGAGUGCAAGAAGGAAACUUCGAAAGAACGACGGGAACGGAAAAGCAAGGAGCUCGCUGGGGGGGCAGCAGGUGCAACUAAUGAUCUUCAUAGUUUGAAACCGACCUCCAGUUUUGAUUUGAAGAACAGCGGUGGAGCUGCAGGUGGGAGUAACAAUAAUUCGGGUAGUACAGCCUCUACCGGAGCCGGUGGAACUACAAUGGAACAUUUCCAACAUGGGGGAAAAAGCAGAAAGAUGGUCAGCUUCGAAGACGCGGCAGGGGCCCAGAUGUUGAACUACAACCAGCACGGAACUACAACCGCAGGUGGCAAGAUUGGCAGUCGGGGCGGCGGCCCGCAUCGGGGGCCGCAGAACAUGAUGAAUCAGCCACUGUCAAAAGCCUACCCGCCAACAGGUGGCCCAAACACGACCCUCGCCCAGCACGGGCUCGUCCAACAAACCUUCCGCGCGGGAGGACCAGCACAACAGCAGCCCUUCCAGGCGGUUGCGCGCGGCCCGGGAGGUGGUCCUGGUCAGCCUCCGAUUGUGCCGCCGCAGCAGCAAACUUCGAAAGGGGGCACGCAGCGGUGGAUCAGCCCGAACAAACUGGCCGCCCAGCAGCAUAACUACCAGCACGUACCCCCGCCCCCCGGGCCGCCGGGCAUGAACCCCUACCACUACGCACAGGCGGGUGCGAACCCCUACAACGCCCCUCCGGGCGGGGGCGGCGGGUAUAACAACCCCUACCAACGACUGAACCAGGGCGGUGGACCGCCACCCCCCGGCGCCGGACCCCCGAGCACGCAAACGUUCCGGGCACCGAACGUCGGUGGCGGGGGCGGGCCCAUCAUCGGGAAGUCCGCCUUUCAACCCUUCCAGCGACCGGUGGGGGGACCGUAUGGAAAGGGAGGGCCGCCACAGGGUGGACCACAGCAAGGUGGCGGAAAGUUUUGAUCCAAAUCUUGCGGGAACUAAGUACUUAUUGUGAUGAAGCACCUCCAAGAACCUGCGUCCUUAGUCCUUCACAACAAGCUCCUGCUUAUGUGAAAAUGCGAGGAGGUCGAGGAGCGUCUGAAAAAAAAUUGUCAGAAUCUGUUUAUUGAAGACAUCAAAGCCGAGUAGUAGAGGAACUGAUCACCUGCUCAGUGGUCAUUCCCAAGAAUUUCUUCCAGCAAACUACAUCAAAUUAGCCCCCCGUACUGUGAUUUGUCAAAAGCAGUAGAAUGAAUAGUGUUACUCGUCUCACACCAGAGGACCUCAAGGAAAUACGUCC
Amoebophrya sp. A120 is the source of this 4744-nucleotide messenger RNA. The record is from the annotation of a GenBank genome assembly. NCBI's taxonomy places the organism in Eukaryota, Dinophyceae, Syndiniales, Amoebophryaceae.